AUGGCUAUUGACAUCAGUAGAAGUUCCAUCCCUCUGUUCCAGUCGCGGGACCGGCUGGAGCUUCUCAAUGACAUCGAUAAAUUCCGCCAACGUGGCCUCGCCAACCUUCCUCAGAUCGUCGUGUGUGGCGACACCAGUAGCGGGAAAUCGUCCGUACUAGGAGCAUUAUCCGGAAUUCCAUUCCCAGUCGACAGCACGAUCUGUACAAAAUUCGCCACAGAAAUUGCCCUUCGGUAUUCUUCCGAUGAGACUGUAACAGGAGAGGCAACUAUCAAUCCUGGACCAAGUUCCUCCGAAGACCAACAAGCGCGCACUGCAUCAUUCCGGAGGGCAGUUACAAGCCUCGAUGCGAUUCCGGUCAUCUUGCGAGAGGCCGAGGAAGUGAUGGGAGUUAGUGGAACUGAGGGAAUCAGCCGGGAUGUGUUGCGUUUGAAACUCCGCGGUCGGCCGUUACCAAAUCUCACUUUGGUGGACCUGCCAGGCCUCAUACAUUCUGCUGAGGAUCGGGAUGACUUAGCCAAGGUAAAAGACCUUAUCAAACACUAUUUCGAGCAGAAAGAGAGCUUGAUCAUGGUAAUCGUCUCUGCCGAAAACCCGAUUAACGGCCAAGGGCUCCUGACUUUAUCCCAAGAGUUCGAUCCCAAGGGCGAGCGUUGCAUCGGGGUUAUCACCAAGCCAGAUACCCUCCAACACCGAGGAAAAGCUGCCAAGAUCCUAGAACUUGCACGGAACAAAAACCCCGCGUUCAACUACAAACGUGACUGGCAAAUCGUGAGGUGCCUGACAGAUGAUGAGCGCCAAAGGGGCGCCGAUAGAGAUAGGAUUGAGUCAGACUUAUUGUCCCGGGAGCCGUGGGACAGCUUCGACAAAAAAAGACUUGGAACAAAAUCACUGCGCUCCGCUUUAUGCGAAUACCUGGAGGAACAUAUUCUGCACCUCUUACCCGAGCUUGUCAACUCUGUAGAAGAGGAGACCGCCUCAGUGAAGUUGUCUCUUCACGAACUAGGGCCUCAUCGAACGACCCCUGACGAACGGAGGCAAUAUCUCAUCCGAAUUAGCAGACGGUAUGUGCAGCUCGUCCAAGCUGCCUUGAAUGGCGACUACUCCGACUCCUUCUUUGGCGAUGGUGUUCCUGCCAAAAGACUUAGAGCAAAAACGAUGGCUCUUACUGAUGAAUUCGAACAUACAAUGCUCACGCGGGGUCACGUAUUUGAAGUUGCAGAUGUUACAUCUUCUCAACCAGCGUCCUAUUGUGAGCCCCAGCGCAUAGCCUUGGCCGAUGCUCUCGUCAAAGUUGGAAAGCUCAUGGAAGGCUAUCGUGGCCCGGAGUUACCGCUGCUCUUCAACCCACGUUUGGUUAGGGAAUUAUUCAAAGAGCAGUCCCAAAAUUGGCCGACAUUCGCCUCUAAGUAUACCGCCGACAUUUGUCGUGCUGUUCAAGUAUUCCUCCGCAAGGUCAUGGAUUCUAUCUGCCCUUCGACCGGACGCGUUGGGGAGUUGAUACUCCGCGAAGUCUUUCAAGAUGCCAUUCAAAACCAUCGAGACGAAUUGAAUAACAAGGUUCUCGAGCUGUUCACGCCACACACUGGUUCUUUUCUAUACUCGAUGAGGGAUCGACUACAGGCGAGUUUGGAGAAUGUACGAAGGCAAAAUGGAAUAUGGGGUGAUGCCAGUGUUGCGACAAGCGAUAAACCAUCCCCCUUUCCCAGUAAUGUUCAAGACACCGGCUCUAAUGAAGAUCCUCGCUUGACUGCUCUUCAGCUCUCAAUGGCAUACUAUAGCGUCGCUCUUGAGACCUUCGUCGAUAACGUGGUGGUGCUCGGGGUUGAGUCCUGCCUCCUCUCAAAACUUGAGGAAAUGUUCUCCCCAGAGACUGUGGCAGAGAUGCAAGACGAUAAGCUACAGUUACUCGGGGGCGAAACUCCAGAAAUUAUUUCUAAACGCAGAAACCUUGAGGCGCGCCUGAGAACACUCGAGGAGGCGUUGAAGAACUUUCGAAGGCACGCAAGCCGAGAAUUCGGGCUUGAGUUUGAAGGAGCACCAGGAGCACCCCCAAGACCGGUCUCAGAACCACCACGGAGUAGUUCCACAGGGAACGACCGACCUGAAUCCCUGUCUUCAAAGCAUGCUAGCGUCGAUGCAACCCCGGUCUCUGGAAAUGCAGCCUCAAUGGUACAUUCCCUAACACCGCAGCCACAGCCAUUAACCAACUUUGCCACUACGCCCAAAAAUGAGUUACCAUCAAACCAGAAAUUCGGCAGCAAUAUGUCGGGCACUCCAAUUACUGAUGUCAAGAACGGCUCACCGGCCCAGACUAGCCCCUUGCCUAAGCAGAAGAUUUCUCAACCUCCAGUAACGAAGAUAUCACCUGGGACUGUUGCAAACGACAAACUAUACACGCCUAAGGCUCUCAUAGGGGACGUUGGAACGUCAGCCACCACAUCAACGGCAAAGGAAUCAUUUCCUACUAAGACAAUGACAGCAUCCUUCGGUGGAUUCGGCCCCCCUAUAGGCGGACAGGGCUCCACUACGGGUGAAUUCACGUUUGGCCCUCCUGCAAGCGGGUUCACUUUGAGCUCAGCUACGAAGAAAAAAGAUCCAGAAGGAAGAAACUCAAGCUCCCCAGGCUCAUCUGUAACGCAGGACAAGCUAUCACAUCUGUUCGGUAAGUUCAUCUUCAACAGAUAA
Cladophialophora bantiana CBS 173.52 is the source of this 2688-nucleotide messenger RNA. RefSeq lists its product as uncharacterized. The record is from RefSeq and is a predicted model, not a curated record. Gene Ontology annotation, molecular function: microtubule binding; GTP binding; GTPase activity. Lineage: Eukaryota; Fungi; Ascomycota; Eurotiomycetes; Chaetothyriales; Herpotrichiellaceae. The coding region runs from base 1 to 2688 and encodes 895 amino acids. The transcript has a single exon. Gene Ontology annotation, cellular component: microtubule; cytoplasm; membrane.